Entamoeba dispar SAW760 is the source of this 3321-nucleotide messenger RNA. RefSeq lists its product as uncharacterized. The transcript has a single exon. The coding region runs from base 1 to 3321 and encodes 1106 amino acids. The record is from RefSeq and is a predicted model, not a curated record. NCBI's taxonomy places the organism in Eukaryota, Evosea, Mastigamoebida, Endamoebidae.
AUGGUAACAAUGAUAAUUGAUAUUGAAUAUGAUGAAAUGAAUGUGUAUUUGUAUGAUGGAAAUGAAUAUGAAAGAAUUGAUAGAAUGAAAUAUUUAAAAGAAGAAGAAAAGAAAAUAAUUGAAGAAAUCAUUUCCAAUGAUAAGAAGAAUGUGAAAAUUAGAAAAGAAAAUAUUAAAGGAGUAGAAAUGAUGAUUAAACCAGAAAGUAAAUUAUCAAUAAUAUUCAAUAAUAUUAAGAAAGAAGUAGAAAAGAAAGGAGAAAAUGAAAGAACAAUCAUUUUUAUUCCUAAUGGAACAAGUCAAGGAAAUGAAAGAAGAAUAGAAAAUUCAACAAAACUGGGAAGAUUAAAUAAUGUACAAAUCAUACGGAAAUAUCAUAUAAUUGAAAGAAUACUUUCAGAAGCAUAUAACAUAGAAACACCAAUUCUUAUCAUAGAAAAUACAGAAAUAACAUAUGGAAAUAUUAAAAAAGAAAAAGAUAAGAUAAAAAUAAGAAUAAUAAAUAAUAUAAGAACAAACAAUAGAAUAGAAGAAAAUAAAGAAAUCAAUAAAAUAAUAACAGAAGAAAAAGAAGAGAAAGGAAUAAUAAUAAAUAAUAAAAUAAAACAAGAAAAAGAAAACAAAAUAAACACAAAAAGAUGGAGAUAUGAAGAAAUCAACAAAGAAACAUAUAUUAAAACAAUAAUAGAAAUGAUAGAAAAAGAAGAAGAAUAUUCAGAAUAUUCAUCAGAAAGAGAAAUGAUAAUAAAUAUCAAAAGAAUACUAUACAAUAAUAAAAUCAAUAAAAGAAUAAUUGGAAAAAGAAGAAUAGGACAUAAUGAAAUAAUGAUAACAUCAAAGUAUUUUAAUGAUAUUAAAGAUUUUAUUAAUUUAGAAAUAGGUGUUAAAAGAUUUCAAGGAAAUAUGGAACGAUUUCAUUUUAAUCCAAUUCCAUUAAAUGAAUAUUCAAGAAGAUUCUUUCCUAAUAUUGAAACAUUUUAUAUCUAUUGUUAUAAUGAUGAAAUAUUUGAUGACGGAAGAAUAACUAAAGAAAUAAUAUGGUAUAAAGUUAAUUAUUCAACAUAUUUAAAAGAAAAAGAAGCAGGAAAUAUCUGUAAAAAUAUAGAAUAUACAAAAGAAGAUAGAUAUAAAUAUGGAAAUACAAUACCACCAGAAAUUAAAUCACUUGAACAAAAUUGUUUUUAUAAUUGUAAAAAUUUAACAUCAAUCACUAUACCAUCAACAAUUACUUCAUUGGGAAAUAAAUGUUUUGAAGAAUGUAAUUAUUUGAAUUUGAUUACUAUUCCAACAUCAGUGAGUAAAAUUGGGAAAGAGUGUUUUAAUAAUUGUGGUUCAUUAAAAAUAAUUAAUAUACCAUCAUCAGUCAGAGAAUUAUGUGAAAAUUGUUUUAAUAGAUGUUCAUUAUUAAGAUCAAUUAAUAUACCUACAUCAGUUAGUGAGUUAGGAAAUAAUUGUUUUAGAGGAUGUGCAUCAUUAAGAAACAUUACUAUACCAAUAUCAAUUACUAAAAUAGGAAGAGAAUGUUUUAGUUGGUGUGGGUCAUUACAAUCUAUUACUAUUCCAUCAUCAAUUAGUGAAUUAGGUUAUGAAUGUUUUCAUAGAAUGACUUCAUUAACUAAAAUAGCCCUUCCUGAAACAAUAAUGAAACUGGGAGAGAGGUGUUUUAUUGGGUGUACUUCAUUAAGUGAAAUUAAUAUUCAAAAAUCAAUUACUGAAAUAGGAAAUGAAUGUUUUGGAGAUUGCUCUUCAUUAACAGAAGUAGAUAUCCCAACAACAAUUAGUAAAUUAGGAAAUAAAUGUUUUUUAGGAUGUUCUUCAUUAACUAAAAUAAAUAUACCAACAUCUGUUACUGAAAUAAGAGAUGAGUGUUUUAAAAACUGUGUUUCAUUAACUCAUAUAAAUAUUCCAACAUCUAUUAAAUCAAUUAAGAAUAAUAUUUUUGAUGGUUGUACUUCUUUAACCAAUGUCAAUACUCAACUAAUACCACUAUCUGUCAAUAAUUAUUUAGAUGAAAACAAACAAUUAACCAGUGUUAUUAUUCCAACAACUGUUAGUAGAUUAGAAGAAAAUCACUUUUCAGAAUAUUUAUUAUUAAAAGAAAUUACUCUACCAUCAACAAUUACAUCAAUAGGAAACAGUUGUUUCAGUGGAUGUACUUCAUUAACUAAUAUUAAUUUACCAUCAUCAUUAAGUGAAUUAGGAGAUUAUUGUUUUAAUAAUUGUUGUUCAUUAGAAUCAAUCAUUAUACCAUCAACAAUUACAUCAAUAGGAUAUGAAUGUUUUAGUAAUUGUAUGUCAUUGGUUAAUAUCAAUAUUCCAACAACAAUCAAAGAAAUAGGAGAUUGGUGUUUUUGGAUAUGUUCAUCAUUAACAUCAAUCACUAUUCCUCAAUCAAUUAUUAGAUUAGGAGAUUGGUGUUUAGGUUUAUGUUCUUCAUUAACAUCAAUUGUAAUACCAAUAACAAUUAAAGAAAUAGGAAAUAGUUGUUUUCAUAAAUGUUUAUCUCUAAAAUCAAUUAAUAUCCCAUCAACAACCAGUAAAAUAGGAAGUAAUUGUUUCUUUGAAUGUAGUUCAUUAAUAGAAAUUAAUAUAGGGACUAUACAGUUCAUUAGUGAAGAUAGGAUCUUUAUCAAUGAACCAGUAUUAGUUAGUAUUGAAAUACCAGAAAAUUUAAAACUAAUCAAUAAAAUGAAUUUUAUAAAACAAGAUAUUAAUGAAUUUAUCAUUCCACCAUCAAUUACUGAAUUAGGAGAUAAUUGUUUUUUGAACUGUAAAACAUUAACAUCUAUUAACAUACCAUUAUCAGUUAGUAAAAUAGGAGAUAAUUGUUUUUAUGAAUGUACUUCAUUAACAUCAAUCACAUUACCAACUACGGUUAGUAAAAUUGGAGAUAAUUGGUUUAAAGAUUGUUCUUCAUUAAGGUCUAUCAAUGUCCCAUAUACAGUUAGUGAAAUAGGUAAUUAUUGUUUCACUGGAUGUACUUCAUUAACAUCAAUUACUAUACGAACACUAAUUAGUAAAAUAGGAAGUUAUUGUUUCUAUGAAUGUUCAUCACUAAAAUCAAUUAAUAUACCAACAACAAUUAGUGUUUUAAAUGUGUAUUGUUUUUAUGGUUGUUCUUCAUUAACUAAUAUUAAUAUACCGAAAUCAAUUAGUAAAAUAGGAGAUUGGUGUUUUAGUGGAUGUACGUCAUUAACUAAUAUUGAUAUACCAACAUCAACCACAUCAUUUGGGAAAUCGUGUUUCUUUAAUUGUGGUUGUGAAUUCGAAUUAAAACGAAAUAUACAAAUACCAAGAAACUGUUUUGAGAAAGAAGAUUGA